AUGGAUGCGUCGGAGUCAUCGCGUGGACGGGCGCGUCGGGCGGCGCGAGGGCGGAGACAGAGGGGGGAGAGCGAGGAGACGGGAUCGCGGGCGCGGGCGCGGACGGCGGCGGAGACGACGCGGGCGACGCGCGCGGUGAAGAGACGGACCGCGGUUCGGGAUCUGACCGAGACGCCGACGGCGGCGGAGGAGACGAUAACUUAUGGGAAGGCGGCGUCGAGGGAUCCGAGGAAGGCGGCGGAGGAGAGGGAGAAGUUGUGGGCGCGAUUGGGAGCGACGAAGAACGGCGCGAGCGGGACGAGUUACGCGCACUUGCUCGACGGCGGCGCUCGAGCGCACGGGGGGUCGGCGGCGUCGACGUCGGGGACGAGAUCUCGAGGGAGUAAUCGCGCGGCGUUACGCCUGGGGUUCGCGGCGCAUCGCGAGAGGUUCGCCAAGGGGCUGAAGUGCGAGCUCGAGGAAGAGAUGGCGCUCUCGGAGAAGCGUCUGAACACGUGGACGCUCGAGAGACUGGUGAGCGAGGGGUACGCGAUCUUGGGGAUGCGAGCGAGGUACGAGGGAAUGCUUCAGAGGGAUGCGCUCGUGCGGUUGACGAUUCCGUUCGCCGAUGCGUCCGAUAUGAGUCCCCUCGGACGCGAGCUGCCGUACCAUCGUUUCACGACUGGCGACAUGGUGCAGAUGAGCGAAGGUGACGAGCACGACGCCGCGGGUGGGAUCACGGGCGUCGUCGCCCUCAGAUCGAUGCACUUCAUCACUGUCGCCGUGCACGAAGACGAUCUCGCGCGCUUAAUCGAGACCGGGUCGAAAUGGAGGGUGGACCUGAGCGCGAACACGGUGGCUCACGACCGCUCGCUCGCCGCGCUCGUCGCGUUCUCCGAACCAGGAGGCAUGCCUGGUUCGUCGGCUGCACCACGACGGACGGAUGACCGAAAGAGCUCAACGUCGUACUCGAUUUUGCAAAGAGCGUUACUUGGAGUGCCCGAUGAAAAUGGGACUCUUGAGCAGUUGGCGAACAUGCCGCCGCAGUGGGCGGGCAAAGAGCAAAAACAAAAUCUGGCAGCGGCGAUCAAGCUCGUUCGCGAUCCGCUCAAUCCGAGCCAGCGCGUGGCGGUAAAGAGCGCGACGAGCUCUUCGCUCGCCGUGUGGCAGGGUCCGCCCGGGACAGGUAAGACGCGAACGCUCAUAGCGUACAUCGGCGCAGCGGUACAUCUGGCGUCGAUACAGCGCCGACGAGGCAAAGGGCCGGUUGUUCUCGCGAGUGCCGCGUCAAACGUCGCCGUCGAUAACAUCCUCGAAGGUUUAGCGAAGGAAAAAUUCGUCAUCGAUGGUCGGCCCUUGCGAGUGGUUCGCCUGGGAGCACCAGCAAAAGUACAACCAUGGCUCCAAGAGCUCACCCUUGAUGCGCAAAUUGCACAGCACCCUCUUGGAAGACAGGCGGCGGCUAUGCGUGAUGCCAUCAGAGGUUUAUCGGGGCCAGCAUACGCUCGUCAGCGUAAACAAGCCACGCAGCUUGAGCUCACGGCGGCGAAAAGCAUUUUGAAGUCCGUGGAUGUUGUGUGCUCAACUUGCGUAGGUGCCGGCGAUGACUUACUGGAAGAUCUCACCUUUCCUGUUACCGUUUUGGACGAAGCCACGCAAUGCACGGAGCCAGCGGCACUGAUUGCUCUGAGUAAAGCGCUCAGUGCUGUGCUCGUGGGUGAUUCGAGACAAUUACCACCCACGGUUGUGUCCCGCGAUGCGGUUGAUGCCGGCCUUCAGAUUUCCAUAUUUGAGCGCAUGGAGAGACUCGGAGUGAAGGUUUCAUUACUCGAUUUACAGUAUCGCAUGCAUCCACUCAUCGCAGAAUUCCCGUCCCAGGCGUUUUACAGUGGCAAGGUGGGAUCGGCGCCAACACCGCAGGACCGUCCGAUCGUGCCCGGAGUCGCUUGGCCGAAGCCGAACGUCCCUGUGGUCUUUUUGGAAAUUAACGAUGCGGAAUGUCGAGCUCCGGACGGUAACAGUCUUUACAACGUCGAAGAAGCAAAGACUGCUAUCACGGUGGUGAAGAAAAUCCUCGCCUCCGGCGAUUUGGCCGGGCCCGGCGACAUUGGCGUCAUUUCUCCGUACGCCGCACAAGUUCGCCUGUUGCAGGAAGAAUACGGCGUUCUCGGGACCGCAAAACGGAAUUAUCUGGAUUACACCGACGAAGAUAAAAUGAAAGAGCUAGAAAUUCGCUCCGUGGAUGGAUUUCAGGGCAGAGAGAAGGAGGUUAUCGUUUUGUGCACCGUUCGAAGCAACACAGGAGGCGGCAUCGGUUUCGUCGACGAUCCUCGCCGCUUAAACGUCGGGAUCACACGGGCACGACGUGGACUCAUCGUCCUUGGAAAUCGUCGCACGUUAUCGACAAAUGAGAUUUGGCGCAAGUGGUUCAAGUGGAUCGACCAAUACGGAUGCGCGCUCGGUGAUUACAAGAAUUUCAUCGGCCGAUGA
Messenger RNA from Ostreococcus tauri, 2469 nucleotides. Its product is annotated as P-loop containing nucleoside triphosphate hydrolase. Gene Ontology annotation, molecular function: 5'-3' DNA helicase activity. Bases 1 to 2469 code for a protein of 822 amino acids. The record is from RefSeq and is a predicted model, not a curated record. Lineage: Eukaryota; Viridiplantae; Chlorophyta; Mamiellophyceae; Mamiellales; Bathycoccaceae. The transcript has a single exon.